Carya illinoinensis is the source of this 1533-nucleotide messenger RNA. RefSeq lists its product as uncharacterized. The record is from RefSeq and is a predicted model, not a curated record. The transcript is spliced from 10 exons. Bases 207 to 1388 code for a protein of 393 amino acids. Gene Ontology annotation, cellular component: membrane. Lineage: Eukaryota; Viridiplantae; Streptophyta; Magnoliopsida; Fagales; Juglandaceae.
AAUGUGAGCUAUACAUCGUUCGAUCACCAUCAAACCCCUUCUACGGGGGGAUCACACCGAAGUCAUCGCCACGUGGGACACACCUACUUGACCGUUUACGAGUCGCUUUCCAACGACCACUGUUCCUCAUCCCCGUCUUUACUUCUUCUCGCAAACACUGUACGGAAGCUAAAGAGGGUUUUGGAUGCCCUGGACUUUGACUGAGAAUGGCGUCCGCGGAGGCCGGAGACGGAGAUCAUGCCGUGGUUGAGCUCAUCGUUUGCGACGAAACAGCGUCCGAAGCUGAUGCUGCCGCGGUAGUUGUUUCCGAGGAGAUAACCCCUCUCUUGAAUCAGGUCGAGAAGCCCAAGAUUAACAUCUUCAGCGUCUCUUAUCCCCGUAGAAAACCUAGGGAGCAAGUGACAAGAUUUCCUGAAGUAGAGACAACUUCGCUAACUCAAUUUGUAUUGUGGGUGUGGAGUGGAUCCAGAUACUCUGGUCUUUUGUGUAUGGCCGUAUCGUCUAUCGUCUAUUUUUUCAUGGAAGUUCUUGCUGAUGUUUUCUCUGCGCAACCAAUUCCUUUAUUUGAGACGGCUUUUACUAGAUGUACAAUUGUCAUGGUACUAUCAUAUUUUUGGCUGAGAAAGAAUGGGUAUUCAUUACUUGGAUCGACACAUGUUAGGAAACUUUUGAUUUUAAGAGCCCUUAUGGGAUAUCUUUCACUGAUGAGUUAUGUUUAUUGCAUUCAAAGGUUACCCUUGUCUCAGGCAAUUGUAUUAAGUUUUACCACACCGAUUAUGGCAUCAAUCGCAGCUAGAAUAAUUUUGCAUGAGAAGUUGAAAAUUGCUGACAUCGGAGGUCUUUCCUGCAGUUUCUUUGGCGUGCUCUUCAUUUUCCGUCAGCUACUUACAACAAAAGGUGGGUUAGUUAAAGCUGGGGAAGCAAGCAAUACAGAUCUUAGUGGCAGUAACCAUAUAUAUGUGGUCUUAGUUGGUUUGUUUUCAUCAAUAACUGGUGGAAUCAGCUAUUCCCUCAUAAGGGCUGGAGCAAAGGCAUCUGAUCAGCCAGUGGUUACAGUUUUUUCGUUUGUCAUAUUGGCUGCCCCUGCUGCUGGAUUAUGUACAUUUGCAUUUGAGGACUUUGUGCUGCCAGGUGUUUAUUCACUUUUACUCAUGCUGGUACUCAGUCUUCUGGCCUUUUUAGCAGAGGUAUUUUUAGCACGCGGACUUCAGCUUGAAAAAACCAGCAAAGCUGCAAAUAUACUGUACAUAGAGGCUGCCCUGUCACAAUUAUGGGACAUAGGUUACUCAAGAACAGCUCCAUCUUUUGGCCGACUUGUUGGAUGUUUACUAAUUUUUAUUUCAGUUUUUUGCACAUUGUAUGUUGGGCCCGAUAAAGAGAUGGAGUGAGAGAUGCCAUAUUCUCAAAUUGUUUGAAGGCACGCACCCCAUUUGGUGCACCAUUCUUUGUUGUUAUCUUCCUAGUUUAUAAGUGUACGUAGUUGCUUUUAUUUUCACUGGCUUCAGCCUAUAGGAUCUUUCUUGUUUGAAGGAA